CGUUCUGCCUCGACGCCAUUUUCACUCCAAAAUUCUCAACAGUAUCGGUUCAUUCAACGACAAUCAUGGCCCACAAGCGCAAGCGUUCCGUCUCUGAGCUCUGCUCCUCACCAUCGUCUGUCUCCUCGUUCGACUCGCCGCCCCGGGCAACCAACGGCCUCACCAACCCCUUUGCCGCGAUGGCAGCAGCUCCGAUUCACCUUCACAGCCGCACGAUGAAGCGGUUCCGCAAUAGCAGACCUUCCGAGAAUGAAGUUCACCAACGUACCCUCAACAUGCUAUUCUCGGCCCAGAGCCAAAAACAUGCAAUGCCUGCACCGGAUCAACUUCAGCCUCAGAAUGAGACCAGCCGCUCUGAAUCAACUCAACAAUCGCUGCAUCGAUUCUGGAACAUCUCUUCCGCCCCUUCCACCUCGACAUCUCACACAAUCCAACCCGAGUCUACACCAUCCGAUUGCGAAGAUUGCGGUGCCUGCCUCGGCGGCAACAGUGGAGAUGAGAUGGACGUCGAUGGAUUCGAAACCGAGGGCCACACCUGUGGUGCAUGUGGCAAGCAUGUUUGCUUCGGUUGCUCCGUCAGCAACCUCGGCGAGCAACGUCGAUGUUUGCAAUGUGCUGGUCGCAAAGUAUCACCCAGCAACAACAGGUGGAACAUGACCGGUUCCAUAUUUUGAGAUUGAACAAAGGGAGGAUAUUACAAUGCGGACAUACUCAAGCGGGCAUAGCAUAAUUUGGGCGUUCACAAUUGGAGGCGUUUUGUCAUUGCAAGCAAGGGUUGGGAUACCAUUUGGGAGGGAUGCAUUCAGGGCAACGUUGCCAUGGGAGAUAGCGUAGAUAGUUAGAUUACGGUUCGUAUUUCAAGAACACGUCAUCAUCAUAAAGAAUGACAAGAUCUAAGUCAAGUUCCUCGUAC
Molecule: messenger RNA, 913 nt
Organism: Fusarium vanettenii 77-13-4
Lineage: Eukaryota; Fungi; Ascomycota; Sordariomycetes; Hypocreales; Nectriaceae
Exons: 2
Coding region: 66-674 (202 amino acids)
Source: RefSeq, a predicted model, not a curated record